GGACAACCGUCUAGGAGGUUCUGUACGUGGCAGCGACCAAAACCCCUCUCUGUCCUGUUCGUAACCCCGUCAACAAGUCAAACAGUGUCCUCAUACCAAAGUGUGACGUUACUCUUUAAAACCCAAGAGAAUAAAGGUUAUUGAGAAGGACAAUGAGGAAGUUCCUGUUUUUCAUCUCGUGGGCUCUGCUCUGCUGCUGCUGGACCACACAGGCAGAGAUCUUCACCUCUAUAGGCCAAAUGACAGACCUGAUCUACACAGAAAAGGAGCUGGUCCAGUCUCUGAGGGAAUACAUAAAAGCAGAGGAGUCCAAGCUUGCUGCAGUCAAAAGCUGGGCCAGUAAACUGGAUGCUCUGACCAGAGUGUCCACCUCCGAUCCGGAGGGCUACCUCGCUCACCCAGUAAAUGCCUACAAACUGAUGAAGAGACUCAACACAGAGUGGUCUGAAGUGGAGAGCCUGGUGCUUCAGAACCCCUCCGAUGGUUUCAUUUCCAACAUGUCCAUACACAGACAGUACUUCCCAGAUGAGGAGGAUGAGACGGGUGCAGCCAAAGCGUUGAUGCGUCUUCAGGACACGUACCAACUGGAUUCUGAGGCUUUCUCAAGAGGAAAGCUGCCAGGUAUACACUCCAAUGCCAUGCUGACCGUGGAUGACUGCUUCGACAUGGGGAAGACGGCUUACAAUGACGCAGACUAUUAUCAUGCUGUGCUAUGGAUGCAGCAGUCCUUGAAGCAGCUGGAUGCCGGAGAGGAAGCUGUGGUUUCCAAGGCGGAAAUUUUGGACUACCUCAGCUACUCGGUUUACCAAAUGGGAGACCUUCCUCGAGCCAUAGAGCUGACACGCCGGCUGGUGGCUAUUGACCCCAGCCACCAGAGGGCAGGAGGAAACCUCCGUUAUUUUGAGCGGUUAUUGUCCAAGCAACUCAAUGAGCUGAACCAGGCUUACCAGCCUGCCUCUGAGGAGCCCAUCCAGCUGGGAACCUACAGCAGGCCUAAAGACCAUCUCCCAGAGAGAGAGGCCUACGAGGCCCUCUGCAGAGGAGAGGGGAUUCAAAUGAACGAAGUGAGGCGCAGCCGGUUGUUCUGUCGCUACCAGGAUGGUAACAGGAACCCUCGUCUCCUGCUGAAGCCCAUGAAGGAAGAGGAUGAGUGGGACAGCCCCCACAUUGUACGAUACCUGGAUAUACUGUCACAUGGGGAGAUCGAGAAGAUUAAGGAGCUGGCUAAACCCAGGCUUGCCAGAGCCACUGUCCGUGAUCCCAAAACAGGCGUCCUGACCACAGCCAACUACAGAGUAUCAAAAAGUGCUUGGUUGGAAGAAGAGGACGACCCCGUCAUUGCCAGAGUCAAUCAGAGAAUAGAAGACAUCACAGGCCUUACAGUCGACACUGCAGAGUUGCUUCAGGUUGCUAACUAUGGAGUUGGAGGACAGUACGAGCCACAUUAUGACUUCUCCAGGCGUCCUUUUGACAGCAACCUCAAGGUUGAUGGAAAUAGACUUGCUACCUUCCUAAACUACAAAGAUGAGCCUGAUGCUUUCAAAAGAUUAGGCACUGGAAAUCGUGUGGCUACUUUUUUGAACUACAUGAGUGAUGUUGAGGCGGGAGGUGCCACGGUCUUCCCUGACUUUGGAGCAGCAAUCUGGCCUAGAAAGGGGACGGCAGUGUUCUGGUAUAAUCUGUUCAGGAGCGGGGAGGGAGACUAUAGGACCAGGCAUGCAGCUUGUCCUGUCUUAGUAGGAAGUAAAUGGGUAUCAAACAAGUGGAUUCACGAGCGAGGACAAGAGUUCAGGAGACCCUGUGGCCUGACAGAAGUGGACUGAAGUUUGACCCACAAAAAAGGAACAUGCUAAACACACUCACACACAUACACAUACAUGCAAGUGUUUCCUCAUCUUGCCCGCACGAUUAACAAAUGCUUUAUGAUGAAAUUAUGACACUGGUAUGGGAGGUCUGGAUAGAGAAAAUAAAUAUAAAAGAUGUGGAGCUCAGGUUUCUGUCAUGCAUCCGCACACCACCUCACUCGAUUAAAUAAGUGAAUUAAGUCAAGAAUUCCAUUUAAAAUAUGCGUACCUUUUCUUAAAAAAAGAACGCCUAUCAGUUCAACCUUGUUUUUUUCUGUAUACACACAUUUUAUAGUCAUUAAAAUUCACCUCCAGAAUUCAGUCAGUGGUAGAUCCACUGCCAAAUCUUCCCAUUGAUACUAAAAACUAAUACUUGUGUCGUUUGGAUCUCAGGUGUCCUACAGUUUGUCCCUCAGAAAGCAACUUUUAACUUUUCAAAGUUUAAGCAUUAGCAUUAGUGGUUAUACAGUAAAGCUUGUAGAAACUGUGCUAAUAUCUUUGCUGUUUAAACACCAAAAGACAGAGGAUCGUGUGACCUUGCCAAAGAGUGUCAGAGCAGGUUUUUAAAUUCUACAAUUGCAUAUUUCAUAAAGAGAAGGGGAAAAACAUUUAACAUUUUUGAAAAAGUUGUAGUUUAAUUAAUAAUGAAAACUGUGUUUUUGGUAAUGUACUUUUUAAACCCAGUUGUGGACUUUGUACUACAUUCACUUAUUACAGAUUACACCCGAGUUAACCAUUACCUGUUCUAUGUAAUUUUAUGGUAUGAAAACAUUUUCAAGUUGUUUUGCAACUUUCUGAGUAGAACUGAAAACCUGUUCAUACAUUUUUGGCUGGCAACUAUCAGAAAUAUCACUUUGGAUCCAAAAUAAAUCUAUGGGCUGAUAUUGGCUCCAUAUAGAGGGUCAUUUGGGAAGCAGUCUAAGAAAAACAACUUCUCUCUGUUGGUUAUUUUAAACAAAAAUUAAAGAUUUUGAGCAAAUAUUAGGAAUGUCACAGGAAUGCCAUUCAAACGGGUUUAUGAUGUGGCCACACCUCUUGAACUUUUUGCUGCUCAGCAUGCAGCCCUGGGUCUUAUAGCAGUUACACAAAGGAAUGUCUCUAGUAAAGCAUGUUAAUGUAUUUUAGACACAAACUGGCGUUAAUACUGUAUCUUCAUUGCUAACAGCCUUAUUUUGUGAUUAAAAUGACACCAGUUUCCUUUCAUUUUCGUCAUUAUCAUUUGCAUCCAAAGUGUUUUCCCGGUUAGACCAGAGAGAUAAAUACAGUUCCUCCAAAUCAUCUCCAGGACAUUUUUAUUUAUGUAGUAUUUAAAUUAUUACACUGUUGUUACACUGUGUGCUCCUUCUACAAGAUGGAAAACAAGCAAGUCAAUAAACAGUGUCUUUUA
This is a messenger RNA of Toxotes jaculatrix (banded archerfish), 3231 nucleotides long. It is a transcript of the gene p4ha2, whose product is annotated as procollagen-proline, 2-oxoglutarate 4-dioxygenase (proline 4-hydroxylase), alpha polypeptide 2. The transcript is spliced from 16 exons. Gene Ontology annotation, biological process: peptidyl-proline hydroxylation to 4-hydroxy-L-proline. The record is from RefSeq and is a predicted model, not a curated record. Gene Ontology annotation, cellular component: endoplasmic reticulum. Lineage: Eukaryota; Metazoa; Chordata; Actinopteri; Toxotidae. Gene Ontology annotation, molecular function: protein binding; iron ion binding; L-ascorbic acid binding. The coding region runs from base 153 to 1823 and encodes 556 amino acids.